Messenger RNA from Tachyglossus aculeatus (Australian echidna), 1956 nucleotides. RefSeq names its product serpin family E member 2 (gene SERPINE2). NCBI's taxonomy places the organism in Eukaryota, Metazoa, Chordata, Mammalia, Monotremata, Tachyglossidae. Gene Ontology annotation, biological process: negative regulation of plasminogen activation; negative regulation of endopeptidase activity. Gene Ontology annotation, molecular function: serine-type endopeptidase inhibitor activity. The record is from RefSeq and is a predicted model, not a curated record. The transcript is spliced from 9 exons. Bases 52 to 1245 code for a protein of 397 amino acids.
CCUCCUGCCCCGGGCAUCGGAGCGGAGGCGGCGGUUGUCCCUGAAGGAACCAUGAAUUGGCAUUUUCCAUUCCUCUUCUGCACCACAGUUACUCUAACAUCAGUGUGCUCCCAGUUUAAUCCUUUAUCCCUCGAGGAACUCGGCUCCGAUAUUGGAAUCCAAGUUUUCAAUCAGAUAGUUAAAUCCCAACCUCGGGAGAAUAUUGUUGUUUCUCCCCAUGGGAUCGCCUCAGUCCUGGGAAUGCUCCAGCUGGGGGCCGACGGCAAGACGAAGCAGCAGCUGACGACGGUCAUGAGAUAUGGGGUCAACGGCGUGGGUAAAGUGUUAAAGAAGAUCAACAAGGCCAUCGUUUCCAAGAAGAAUAAAGACAUUGUGACAAUCGCUAAUGCCGUGUUUACUCAGAACGGCUUUAAAAUGGAAGCACCUUUUGUUACCAGAAACAAAGAAGUAUUUCAGUGUGAAGUCCGGAACGUGAACUUUGAAGAUGCAACUUCGGCCAGCGAUUCCAUUAACCUUUGGGUUAAAAAUGAAACUCGGGGUAUGAUCGACCAUCUCAUAUCCCCAGAACUCAUCGAUCCUGCGUUAACUAAACUGGCGUUUGUUAACGCGGUGUAUUUCAAGGGUCUGUGGAAGUCACGGUUUCAACCAGAAAACACAAAGAAGCGCCCAUUUGUGGCUGCUGACGGAAAAUCUUACCAAGUGCCCAUGCUGGCUCAGCUGUCUGUAUUCCGAUGUGGCUCAACGAGUACUCCUAAUGAUUUAUGGUACAAUGUCAUUGAGCUGCCGUACCACGGAGACAGUAUCAGCAUGUUGAUUGCUCUGCCCACUGAGAGCACGACUCCACUCUCUGCCAUCAUCCCUCACAUCAGCACCAAAACCAUCCAGAGCUGGAUGACUACUAUGGUGCCCAAGAGAGUCCAGGUGAUUCUGCCAAAGUUCACAGCCGAAGCAGAAACAGACUUGGAGGAGCCAUUGAAAGCUCUUGGCAUUACUGAGAUGUUUGAUCAAGCAAAAGCAAAUUUUGCAAAAAUAACAAGAUCAGAAAACCUUCACGUCUCUCACAUUUUACAAAAAGCGAAAAUUGAAGUCAGCGAAGACGGGACCAAAGCUUCUGCAGGAACAACUGCGAUUUUGAUAGCCAGGUCGUCACCUCCUUGGUUUAUAGUCGACCGAUCGUUUAUGUUUCUCAUCCACCACAAUCCCACGGGUGCGGUGUUGUUUAUGGGACAAAUAAACAGACCUUGAAGCCUACGAAAAAGCACGGACAAAAGUUUUCCUUUAAGAAGCAAAGACUCCUUUGCUGCAUCUUUACUAGACCUUUAAAUAUUUUUGUACAUUACUCUGUUCCAAACUUAGAUUUUAGGCAUCUGACUGGGGUUUAGAUGGAAUGUCGAUGAUGGAGGCGUUUCGGUUUUGGGGGGAGAAGAGGGUGGGGCGCGCUUGAAGUACUAAAGAAGAAACAGAACGGCUCAAGACUUUUCAAAACCCCUAAAAGAUUCUUAAAACUACUGAACGGUUACCAAGCUAACAAACCUCUUGAGGGUUGACUGUCAGUUCCGGGAUUAUUAUUUUUUAUGUGUGGCUUUGGAGAAGGAAUCUAACCAACGUGUGACUAAAAGAACAUUUUAUAGUAACAUUGACUUUUUUUUCUGUGGAAAAAAAAACUGCUCUUUUGAAGCUUUUUCAAUUCUUCUUUAUCACCUUUCAGAGCUCGACAGUGAUCGUUUUGGGGGUAGAAAUAGCUAAAGGCUCUGUCUUUUAGUUUCCGGGUUUGUUUUAUGUAAUGCAUGUAUUCACGGAAAUAAAAUCUAAAGAACUAAUGUCUUGCUGGAUAAUGUUUGCUGUCUUAUUGUAAGGUGUACGUGUCAUUGCUGGAAUGUACUCUUGGAUUUUCAUUUUUGUAUUUUGUACAAAGGAAAAAAUAAAAUAUGAACAGUAAAAAAUGCUACUGCAACA